Clarias gariepinus (North African catfish) is the source of this 5989-nucleotide messenger RNA. It is a transcript of the gene clcn6, whose product is annotated as chloride channel 6. Lineage: Eukaryota; Metazoa; Chordata; Actinopteri; Siluriformes; Clariidae. Gene Ontology annotation, biological process: transmembrane transport; chloride transport. The transcript has 23 exons. Gene Ontology annotation, molecular function: voltage-gated chloride channel activity. The record is from RefSeq and is a predicted model, not a curated record. The coding region runs from base 58 to 2664 and encodes 868 amino acids. Gene Ontology annotation, cellular component: lysosomal membrane; intracellular membrane-bounded organelle.
CCCUUUUUGGCGUCCCUGCAUGCCACGUGAUACGUAUGGCACGCCCACCAGUGUGUGAUGCUGAAGAUGGCGUGUUGUGGGAGCUGUUUGUGCUGUCAGUGCUGCUGCAGAGAGGGGGAAACCAGAACACCAGAAGAGCUGACAAUUCUGGGUGAAACUAGGGAAGACGAAGAUGAAAUACUCCCACGGAAAGACUACGAGAGUUUGGAUUAUGACCGGUGUAUUAACGAACCGUAUGUGGAGGUGUUGGAGGGGAUGGACAAUAAGAAAGCCAAAAAGUUUGAAGCUGUCAAGUGGAUGUUGGUGUUUGCUAUUGGAGUAUCUACAGGCCUGAUUGGUAUUUUUGUCGAUUUCUUCGUGCACCUUUUCACGCAGCUGAAGUUCAGUCUGGUGGUAAAAUCUGUGGAGGAGUGCAGUGAAAAUGGCUGCCUUGCUUUGUCAUUGCUUGAACUGCUAGCAUUCAAUAUGGCAUUUGUGUUUAUUGCCAGCGUCAUGGUCCUGAUCGAGCCUGUGGCUGCUGGAUCAGGUAUUCCAGAAAUCAAAAGUUAUCUGAAUGGUGUGAAGAUUCCGGGAAUCGUGCGAUUGCGCACCUUCAUCUGCAAAGCCAUGGGGGUUCUGUUUGCUGUAGCUGGAGGUUUGUUUGUGGGGAAAGAGGGACCCAUGAUCCACAGUGGCGCCAUUGUAGGAGCUGGACUCCCCCAGUUUCAGAGCAUCACCUUCAAGAAAAUCCGCUUUCAGUUUCCCUACUUCCGUAGCGACAGGGAUAAGAGGGAUUUUGUAUCUGCAGGAGCAGCUGCCGGAGUGGCUGCAGCGUUCGGGGCUCCCAUCGGAGGUACUCUCUUCAGUCUGGAAGAAGGAUCAUCUUUUUGGAACCAAGCGCUGACAUGGAAAGUGCUGUUCUGCUCCAUGUCGGCCACCUUCACUCUCAACUUUUUUCGCUCCGGAAUCAACUAUGGUAAAUGGGGUUCCUUCCAGCUCCCUGGCCUGCUCAACUUUGGAGAGUUCAAGUGUUCUGAUGUUGAUAAGAAUUGUCAUUUAUGGACAGCGGUGGACUUGGCCUUCUUCGUGCUGAUGGGCUUAGUGGGGGGCCUGCUCGGCGCCAUGUUUAACUGCAUCAACAAGCGACUCGCCAAGUACCGCAUGAAGAACGUCCACCCCAAAGCCAAAUUCAUUAGGGUGCUGGAGAGUCUACUGGUGUGUCUGGUCACUACCGUGGUGAUUUUUAUGUCCUCCAUGACCUUGGGAGAGUGCAGGGACUUAGUCUCCGUAGCAGCUAACAACACAACAGCUCCAGUUAUUAUGUCAGCAAGUGAUGAGGUAAACUCAACAAUACGGCGGUUCUUCUGCUCGAAUAAGACCUACAAUGACAUGGCCACACUUUUCUUCAACCCUCAGGAGACUGCAAUACAUCAGCUGUUCCACCAAGAUGCCACCUUUAGUCCAGUCACCCUCUCUCUGUUCUUUGUACUCUACUUCUUGCUGAGCUGUUGGACAUACGGUGUCUCUGUCCCUAGUGGACUCUUUGUCCCCUCAUUACUCUGUGGAGCCUCUCUUGGACGUCUAGUCGCCAACAUCCUCAAAAUGAAUCUUGGUAUGCAAAUAUACUCAGGGACAUUUGCUCUGAUUGGGGCAGCUGCCUUUCUUGGAGGCGUGGUACGCAUGACCAUCAGUCUGACCGUCAUUCUCAUCGAAUCAACCAAUGAGAUCACAUACGGCCUUCCCAUCAUGAUUACACUAAUGGUGGCUAAAUGGACAGGAGAUUUGUUUAAUAGGGGAAUUUAUGAUAUUCAUAUUCAUCUCAAAGGAGUGCCGCUGCUGGAAUGGGAGACUGAAGUAGAAAUGGAUAAACUCACCGCCAGUGACAUCAUGGAGCCUAACCUGACCUAUGUGUAUCCCCAUACACGGAUCCAGUCUCUGGUCAGCAUCCUGAGGACCACCGUGUAUCACGCCUUCCCCGUGGUCACAGAGAACCGGGAUAAUGAAAAAGAGUUCAUGAAGGGGAACAUUCUCGUCAGCAACAACAUCAGAUUUAAGAAAAUGAGCGUGUUGACACGGGCAGGGGAGCAGAGACGGAGGUGCCAAUCGAUGAAAUCGUACCCUUCCAGUGAACUGCGUAACGUAUGUGAUGAGCAGGUGGGAGUGGAACUAGCUGAGGAAGGACAGGACAUGCUGCAGCAGAUGCUGGACAGGAGACACGCCCCAUACCCAAGUCUAUACCCGGAUCAAUCCCCAAGUGAGGAGUGGAGUAUGGAGGAGAGGUUCCGCCCACUCACCUUUCAUGGCCUCAUCUUGCGCUCGCAGCUUGUUAACCUGCUCAUCCGUGGAGUGUGUUAUGCUGAAAGCCAGUCGAGUGCAUCUCAACCACGGCUCUCCUAUGCAGAGAUGACGGAGGAUUAUCCACGAUUCCCUGAUAUUCACGAUCUUGACCUCGCCCUCCUAAACCCACGUAUGAUAGUGGAUGUGACUCCAUACAUGAACCCAUGUCCGUACACGGUCUCUCCAAACACGCACGUCUCUCAGGUCUUUAACUUGUUCAGGACCAUGGGGCUCCGGCACCUGCCUGUGGUCAAUGCAGUAGGAGAGAUUGUAGGCAUAAUCACAAGACAUAACUUGACCCAUGAGUUCUUAAUGGCUAAGCUCAGACAGCAUUCCAUCACCAUCUGAAAGGAAGCAUUCGCAUCAUCUGUUAUCGGCUCCUGCGCAGACAGUCCCAGCUGUAUCUCUCACUGUUAAGCCAUUUCCGGCUACUUCCUGGACCACCGUAACAUGGUAAAGCAUGUUCGUACUGACUGACGCAGAAACACACACACGGGCAGCAUUUAUCAUGCUAACUGAACGCAAACUCAUGCUGAAACCUUAUCCACAUUCUCUUGUGAGACGUGAACAGAACUUUCGCCUUGCUUUAUGGACCGCAGUGUCGCACUUUUUUUGACAUAUGUUUUUGUAUUUCUGUUUCAGUUUUUGACAUUUUUUUGUGUUUGUGUUAAUAUGUUCUUGCACUAAAGGUGAAGUUCAGAAAGAAUGGUAUGUCAGAAACAAAGUCAGAAGGAAAGGUUACUGAAAGUAUGGCAUUAUUACAAUAUACCGUAUCAGAUCAUUGCAGUAAAUUUCGAUAAACCUGUUUACGAUUUAACUCAUUGAUAAAUGUUCAUUUUCAGAUGUUAAACACCUCAUCUCGCAAGAAGGGCGGUUUCUCUAGUAGAUUGUUAAAAUGGUUUUUAAGUAGUAAACGAAUACUCCAGUGUUUUUCAGCUUAAUCUCAUUUUUAAGAUUACAACCAUAAAAUAAUACAAAUUUUAAGUUAAGAUGGCCAUCCGAGAACAAUUUUACCACAGCUGAUGGGGCCACGCUUUUCCUAGCACUACGUGAUCACAUCAUGAAAACUGACCCACACCUAAAUAAACACUUACUCCAUGGCUUACUCCAUCAAGCAUAAGCUGUCACGAGGGCGGUACGGAACGCAAGGCAAAAACAUUGCAAACCUUCGGGCAUACCUUCUAAAAUGUAGAAGGAGAAAAGUCAGGGGACUAGGUUUUGACUAGUUGUCAAAAUCAAGAGGUUUUUAUGUAAAGUUAUGACACUAUCCAAGCCAACAUACAUUAUAAAGCCGUAAUAACUGACUGUAAUUUUUGGCAUCACAUUUUCAUGUUUAUGCUUAUAAAAUCUUUAUUAUAGCAUACCACAAUGUCAUGACUUAUUAUGUUAUUAGGUUAUUUGGCUUGCUCUUUUUCAUCCAUAAGUGAAAUUUCUUUUAACUAAAUUUAAGAUUCAAAGCUUCUGGCAAGGUCACUGCAUGCGUGUCAGAGCCCUAUUUGCCAAUUACUAGCCAGUCAUUUGUGAGCUCACAUAUGCAGACAGAUUUUUUUAAAUGUAUUUAUUUUAUUUUAUUUUAUUUUAAGUUUGUUCAGUUGUGAGCAGGAGUUUAAACAACAUCUUUUUAAACUCCUUGAGCAACCUAAGCAUUAGCAAGGCAUAUUUUUGAAUAGUUUUCUUUGAUAAAAUCAUCCCCAUUGUAAAAUAAAGAAGUGUUUGCCCGAACAACUGUUCUUCGACUUCUAUUAUAAUUUGCUCUUUUCUCUCCAUUAUUCUAUCCAUUUCAUCUCUAUUGAUUAGAUUGAAAAACACUGAAGUAAUUCUUCCUAGGUGAAUCUUUCCAUUUAAACUUGUAGCAAGAAAUUAUAAGACAUUUUCUAAACACUUGGAGGGAACAGCUUAAAUCUAAGCAUUCCUCGAGGAACUGGAUGCUAAGAUUUCCAAUUUUGAAUAGAAUUUGUCAUCAUACUGGAAGGAAUUUUUGGACAAAUUUUUGUUCUGGUAACCCUUACACUUCUUACAAAAGAAACAAAUAAUUAAAUGGUGGCAAAUAAACACUUGCUCAGGGUGUGCCUGUAUUUCUAAACUGAUCAAACCACCACUAAAGGACAGGUUACUAAUGAUAUGUCUAAUACUGUGAUAAAAAUGGAAAAGCUGCUUAGGCAUAUCAUCAUUUAUUCACAUUCAUGAUGUUGUGAUGUACAUAGUGAAGUGGAACUACACUAAGCAUUUCUUUUUUUUUUUAUCAGCAUUGUUUUUAUUAUUACAUUCUGUAUUUAAGAUGAAGGUUCUGUGAAAUAUCCUUGCUUAAUGAUUUUUUUUUUUUAAUGCUUGAAUAUGGAUCAAACCAAUCAGUAUUAUUGGCAAUGUGAGUAUGUGAAAAGCUACAGAUUGAAAAAGUGCAAUCCCUGCUUUUUAAUGCAUUAUUCCAUUGAUUAUGUUUCAAAUGUUGUAUUUUCCUGAAGCAGAUAAUGUAAACCAAGUACACUGUAAAAGUUGUUAAAGGACCUUUCCUGCAAUUCUUUUGUUACCAAACUUUUAUCAUGUACUAACAUAAGCAUGUUGACUAUAAUUUUUCCUUUCCUUCUUAUUCCAUUACACACUGGAUUUCAAUUUGUUUGUGUUAUUUGUAAAAUUGUUCAAAACAAAAUGUUAGCCAGUGUGUCCUGUUAACAUUUCCAAUAUUAAAUGAUUUAGGGUUUGUUUAUUUGGUUUAUACAUAUAAAGUUUCAGUAUUUAUAUUUCUUUCUGCAUUUUAGUCAGCUACAGCUAAUCUAUUUCUGAGAUUCGCAAGCAAAUUUCUGAACCCAUGGAGUCCUCUGUCUCUUAAAUGAGUCAAGUCCAGUGGUGUUGCUGUCAUUUCGACCAUAUGCACCUGGUACAAUAUACAGAACGUUUCCUCCCGGACCAUUGUGCUACAUAAAACAACACAGAUUUACAAGAGAAUACACAGAACUAAAUAAACCUGCACAGACCUACGCAGAACUGCAUCAAGUUCAUAUGUCCAAACAUUAGUAAUGUAGUAAUGAAUCCCUGGCCCUAACCAUUAGAAAUAAAAGCAUAUCUACAGUACUGUGCACAAGUCUCCAGCCACACCUCAUUUCUUCACAUUUUAUUUCCAAAGAGCUGCACUUUAUUAUUAUUUAUCAAUAUUGUUGUUGUUUUUAUUUUAGGAAUUUUCGUCUUAGUCUUGAGGAAUAAUCCUCCAGGCUUCCCGAAGGACUUUUUGGCUUUUAUUUUCAGUCCAGUCCCUGACCAGUUUCAGAGGACUCUUUUUGUUUGUUAAGCCACACAGAGCUAUGAAUCAUAUAAGAAUAAGAAAAAGUCUAACUUAAAGCAUGAACCGGUGAGAAUUAUCUUUUUAACCUUUUGAUGUAAAACAUAAACAUUUUAUCUACCUAAUUGAAAUCAUUUUAAUAUAAAGCAAUUGGGUAUGGCUCAAAACUUGCACAGUACUACAGUAUAUAACCAAGGUACAUUUUAUGUGGAAAAUACAGUAAUUGAUGAGUCAGCUCACUGACCUUUUGACCAGUUCCUCCUGAAGGAGGAUAUGUGAUUUUGCUUCAGUUGGUUGAUAUGAUUUUAUGUUCCAGUUGUCCUGCCUUGAUUUCUCUGUAACUGAAACGCAUUGAGAGUGAUGCGAAGUCCUGUGCCUUUACCUGACUUAUAAUAAACA